GUUGUGUGUGUGACUGUAAAUUCACAGUUACAAACAUUAACUAAACUGGAAAGAUCAAUAGUUUGUUUGGUGAUCAGUCAGUAUGUAAAGGAUAAUUGGCUUAUAAACAUAUUUUCCCACAGUAUAAUCUACAUUAACAGGAGUAUUCAACACAACAGUACGUCUCAGUUCUACACAUAUAGGUGAAUAGAACGGAAUGAACAUCUUUUCAAUGCAAAUGGUCAUUUACUUAUAUAUAUGUCAAUAUAAGCCAAAUACACAAUAUACAGUGGUUCUUGAUGUCAAGGGGUGUUGAACAUGUCUUUCAGAGGUUUAAACUGGGUACUUUUGUGCUCUCUUUGUUAAAAAUGUGUAUGUAAGUUCCAUCGAUAAGAACAAACGGCACUGCUCUUAGUCCCUCAAAAAACAAUGCAAGAUAUUUUCGAAGUUGGUGUGUACGAUCUUUGCCACAGUCAGUGAACACAGCAUGUGUUCAGAGCGGAGGCUGAGCAGCAGCAGAGCAGGAUGGGCAGCUAGCAGCUGGUCUGAAUCUCUGCGUUCACAGCAGCAUCCCUGAGAAGCUCGAUGACAGACAGAAGGUCAUAAGAAGACGCAGCUUCUCCCGGAGGACGAUGUCCUCUCAUCGGCUGAAACCAGCCCAGUGCCGUCCGAUGGAGAGCAACGUACAGGACAACGCAACGACCCCCGCCGUCCUGACCCCUCCGCACAUAAAGGCACACACGCACGAAUCCAUACAGUAACUGAGCAAGAAAAACAAUUGGCAAGAGAGCCUGUCGUUAUGUGGUGUUCUAUAAUAACUGACAGUGCGUAAAACUAAUUAGAAUAUCACAGUGUUGUGAACUGAAGAGCAACACUGGGCCUUUAGCAGCACAGUAUCUGUCCGUAAACAUACUGACAAGUUCAAAUAUAGCAUCAGUUGGUAGCCUAUACAAUUCACCUGCUAACAGGUAAACUGUCUUUUUCAGGAAAAAGCUUCAGAAAAGCAUCUUUACUCUGGUAAUUUAAUUUUAAAGCAUUCACUGUUGGACCUACAUCCACACCAAAAUCCAAAUUGCAAUUUACUGUAGUCAAACACAGCUGACUGUUUCAGCAUCACUUUAUAAUAAGUCACUGUAGUAUAAGUUGUAACUAAUGGCUUUAUUAACAGUUAAUAAAUUGUUUUCAUCAUAAAUCGGUUAUAAGCUAUGAAAGAAAAUUGGGUCGUGAAAAAUAAUUGCUGUUGACUUAUUAAUCAAGUCAGGCCAUUAUUAGUUAUUAAUUAAAUGUUAAUAAGUUCAUAUUAAUAACACUAUAAGCAUUAACUCAAGCAGAGGUGAACAUUAGUCAAACUGAAGCAGCAGAGGCAGAGACAUCCUGACUUUUAGUCAAGACAGUAUGAGUCAAGCUCCAAAAACAUCGGAUCCUACAUGUCCCAUAAUGCAGCCAGUAUAGCAUCACUGGACCUGCUGUCUGGUAAAUGCCAACAGCUGUCAAACUCCCCACCCUCAGUUUCAGUUUCUGUGUCUUAAAGCCCAAGCUGAGAUAACCCUGAUGCCAUCACAAUGACAUCAUCAGGGUUUAUUUUCAGACUUGACAAAGCUCCUCCAGCCACAGAAGACAUUAUUCAGCUGUUUACACAGGCUGUGUAGUUGUCGACUCCUCAUGAGGAGUAAACUGAUCUUCAUCUGGCCUUUCAACAGCAAAACCAGACUCUGUCUGUUUAUGUGGAAUGCAGUUGCUUUUUAUUUGUGACAGUUAUCCUGAUGUUUAACAUGCUGUAAAAGUGUGAAUUCAGACUUUGAGUGUAGGUGGAAGGCAUCAAAUCUGAACAUGUACAGAGCUCAUCACUGAAAGACCCACCGAAAUCCUCCUAAACAGAAAACCACAGAAGAAGAAGCGACAGGGAGGAAGGAUGGACUCCAUCUCUAUGAUGGGCAGCAGCAGGAGCCCUGUGUUCCUCACAGCGUCCUCCUCCCACCUCCUCCACCAGGGCCAGGCCUGUUUCCUGCCCAACAGCAUGAAAAACGGUGUAGCUGGAGACGCUGGGACCACCUGUCUGCCAGCCCAGCCCACAGUGGCCAUCCUGGGCUCAGGUGACUUCUCCAAGUGCCUGACCAUCCGCCUGUUGCGCUGUGGCUUCCAUGUGGUGGUGGGCAGCAGACAUCCCAAACUGGCAGCCCAGUCCUUCCCCCACGUGGUGGAUGUGACACACCACGAGGAUGCUGUAGGGAAGGCCAGCAUUGUGUUCUUAGCCAUCCGCCGAGAGCAUUACUCUGUAUUGUGGGACCUCAAGCAUUUACUGGAAGGGAAGAUCCUGGUGGAUGUGAGUAACAACAGAAGGGUGAACCAGUAUCCAGAGUCUAACGCUGAGUAUCUGGCUUCACUGCUGCCAGACUCUAUUGUGGUGAAAGGAUUCAACGUCAUCUCAGCCUGGGCCAUGCAGCAGACCUGCCCCAAAGACGCCAGCACGCAGGUGUUCAUCUGCAGUGACUCUGUUGAGGCCCGUCAGCAGAUUAUGGAAUUGGCCCGCCAACUCAACUUCCAGCCAGUGGAUAUGGGCACCCUGUCUUCUUCACAGGACAUUGAAAACUUGCCUAUACAGUUAUUUCCUGGCUGGAAGGGCCCCGUCCUAGCUGCUGUGGCCCUCUCCAUCUUCUUUUUCGCUUACUCAUUCGUACGGGAUAUCAUCCACCCAUAUGUGAAAAACAAGCAGAGUGACUUCUACAAGAUCCCCAUAGAGUUGGUGAACCGGACAUUGCCCACUGUUGCUAUCACCCUGUUGGCUCUGGUGUACCUGGCGGGUCAACUGGCUUCAGCCCACCAGCUUUACUACGGCACCAAGUACAGGCAUUUCCCACACUGGCUGGAGGGCUGGCUGCAGAGCCGCAAGCAGCUGGGCCUCCUCAGCUUCUUCCUGGCUGCUGUCCAUGUUCUCUACAGCCUCUGUCUGCCCAUGAGGAGGUCUGAGAGGUACCUGCUGCUCAACACUGCCUACCAACAGGUCCAUGCUAAUGUGGAGAACGCGUGGAACGAGGAGGAGGUGUGGAGGGUGGAGAUGUAUGUUUCUUUUGGGAUCAUGAGUCUCGGGCUCCUCUCCCUCUUGGCCAUCACCUCUAUCCCGUCUGUCCACAGCACGCUCAACUGGAGGGAGUUCAGCUUCAUACAGUCCACUCUGGGCUACAUCGCCCUGCUCAUCGCUACUUUCCACGGCCUGCUGUUUGGCUGGAAACGAGCCUUUGAGGAGGAGGCCUACCGCUUCUACCUGCCCCCCAGCUUCGUCGUAGCCCUAGCCCUGCCAGUGUGUGUCAUACUGGGGAAGGUGCUGAUGCUGCUCCCGUGUGUGGCCCGCAAGCUCCACCAGAUCCGCCGGGGCAUGGACAGCAAUCAGUACCGGUGUCAGCGCCUGGAGCCAGUGGGCUCAGCUGCCCAUGUUUCACCUGAGAGAGUCACCAUCAUGUGAUCACUGCAGCACAAAGCUGUCUGCUCCUUUAUUUGGAUUUGCACAUAUACAGUUAACUGUUUCAUUGAAGCAAAUGAACAAUAUUUAUUCAUGUGAUUCUCGGUGAAACUGCGUAUUAUUCUUAUUUUGUUACUGUGAACAGGUUUUGCAGACGUGUGAACUGUGUAUUUUUCGCCUUAUUAGCUGUUGUAACUAUUCAGAUGACCUUGUAUGACUCUUAUGUCACAGUUGUGUUCCCAUUUAAAUUGUAAAACUGAAGAUGCAUCCCUUGUCAGUAUCUUACCAAUAUACUCCCAAUAUUGUACCAAUAUUUUACCCUGAGACACCAGUUGUUGGUCAUUACUUUAAGGGAGGAACUACACUUUUUUUUUUAACAGGAAUUGAACUAGUUGAACCUGUGAAAGGAGCUGUAUAAUGUGUGGUCUGAGAACAUAACCCUGAUGAUGUCAGAGUGAUAUCAAGGAGGGUGCAGACAACAUUUAGAACGGAAAUCUAGUGUUUCAAAAAUGUGGGCAGGCGUUUAUAAGACAUGUUGUUCACUGGGCAGGGUGGAUCUAAUGAAAAAACACUGCUGAGUUGCAGCAUUCAGUGCUUAUUCUAGGCAUAGUAAGGAUAUAUUGGCUUCUGUUGAUUGGAUUUUUGACCAUUCUUUUUUAAAAUCUGUCUCUUGUGAGUCCAUCAACGUUAUAUACUAGGUCACUGUAGCACCACUUUAAUCACGGAUUUCAGUUUAUAGGUUGACACAUCUACUCAAUAAAUAAUUAUAAUAGUGUUUUUUGUUUGGUUUGUUUGAUGUUUGUUUCGAUUUUUGCCUUUUGGGGCUUUUGACCGCAUCUCAUGAGUUUUGGAAGACCAUGCUAUGUGGUUGAGAGCAUUUAGCUUUUUUUUUUUUUAAAUUUAUCACUAAACUACUAAUUCCAAGGUGAAGAAUGAACUUUCUCACUCUGCUUCAGUGGUUCCUCUCACAGCCCACAAAAUAACAUGGAAUUGUCAAAUGUGUACAGAAUAAAUCAUUUAUUUAUCAGUUUACAGAAUAUUACUUGUUACUAUUGUCUUCUCCAGUGUUUGAAAGCAUUCUCAUCAUUAAAAUGUCCCACUUCAAACUGAUAACCAAUAGGUGUUUUGGUAUCUGUUUACCUGUGUUGUUUCUGCUUUGUAUUACUGUACUGCUCAGUGUUGUGUCCAUCUGUCACACUCUAGUCAAGGAGAGAUGGCUUUGAUUAAGAAUUGAACACAUAUUUUUUAUUAACUGUUACCACUAGUCUUGUUAGUGACAUUGCAACAUACCUGAGAGCAGAACUACAGUAGCUGAUGUAAUGAUUGAGGUUUACCUGUGAAUUAGCACCACAUCAAAAUCAGUUUGCCAACCUCAUUAUGCUUAAAUCCUUGUCAGUGUAUUAGAUGUAUGUGCACACGUUACGUCAGCGCUGUGGGUAUAAAGUUUCAU
This is a messenger RNA of Thunnus maccoyii (southern bluefin tuna), 4886 nucleotides long. It is a transcript of the gene steap2, whose product is annotated as STEAP family member 2, metalloreductase. Lineage: Eukaryota; Metazoa; Chordata; Actinopteri; Scombriformes; Scombridae. The transcript is spliced from 7 exons. Bases 1892 to 3439 code for a protein of 515 amino acids. The record is from RefSeq and is a predicted model, not a curated record. Gene Ontology annotation, molecular function: cupric reductase (NADH) activity; ferric-chelate reductase (NADPH) activity. Gene Ontology annotation, cellular component: plasma membrane; endosome. Gene Ontology annotation, biological process: copper ion import.